UCGUAGCUACCUUCAUGACAAAAAUAUAACUUCUUCGAACUCCACGUGCGAUAUAUUUUUAUUUUUCAUGUGGAAAUAAUCUCAAAAACAAGAAAAUAUGGGGAAAUUCAGGUCCAAACUGAAAGGUAAAACUAAGGGAAAAAGAUGGCAAAAAGGGCAAUCUUCUACUUCGAAUCCAAAGCUUCAAAAAUAUAGAGAGAUGGCAAAAUCCCGGUUUUUCCAGGAAAAUUUGGGCAAUACGGGUUUAACUCAGCAGGCUGUUUUAAAACACGAUGCUAUGAUCACGUAUGGCCACAGUACUGGUAAACAAAAGUCGGAGGCUGAAAAGGAAUUGACCAUUGCCAAGGAAUUUGAAAAUAUGUCCAUGAAAUCUGGCGAUGAGGGAUCAGAAAGUGAAUACACAGGGUCAAUGAAGUCAGGAACAUUUAGGACUUUCCAAACAUUUGCCUCUGAUUGGAGCCAGUGUUCUAAUGUUAGUUUUAGCAAGUUAUUGAAGAAGUUUGACUCAAACAACGCAGUGCACAAAGAGAUGCUGGCUGUGUUAGCAGCCGUCACUGAAGUGAUCAAGGAGCAAGGAGGAAAGGAAACUACCACUGAAUAUUUUGCUGCAUUGAUGGAGACUUUAAAAGCUUCCGAAGGCGAAGAAAGUUUGGUGGCAACCCUGUCAUUACUAUCUAUGGGGAUAAAGUCUGUACCUCAAGCAGUUCUUCGUAAACAAUUCUCAGAAUCGGCAACAAUUUUCACCAACAUAUUAGAGAAUAAUGAACAAACAGAAAAUGGUACGCUGUUACGAAGUACCAUAGGCUGUCUGUCUGUGCUGCUCAGAGCUCAGGAACAUGCAUUGUGGAGUGAUUCGUCUACUAUGAAAGUGUUCGACUCUGUAUUGGCUUUUACUCUACACUCGAAACCUAAGGUACGCAAAGCAGCUCAGCACGCUGUAACGUCUAUACUGCGAGCCAGCUGCUUCAUGAUUCCCUCGGAAGAUCAGAAAAUUAAGGUACCGAAAGUGCACCCUGCGUCGAACCGCGUGGCGGAAUAUUGCUUGUCGCAAAUCAAAGCGGAAGCCCUCCUGUCGGGUCAUCGCUCCGUAUUGCAUACCCUGACAAUGCUCCGCGAUAUAUUGCCAAUAUUUAGCAAGGAAUAUAUAAAGUCGUGCUGCGAGGCCGUCCUGUCCCUGAUGACGCACAACAACGUGUACAUAAAGACGUGCUGCCUGCACGCGCUGCACGCGCUGGUGUCGGCGCGCGGCCGCAGCAACCUGCCCGCGCCGCUCGCCGCGCAGCUGGCGCGGGCGCUGCUGGCCGCACGACCGCCCGCCGCCGACGCCGCGCAGGGCCUGGCCUGGGCCGCCGUGCUGCAGCAGACCUACUGCUGCCUCGCCAGUUUGGAUCUCAAUAUGUGUAUGCCGAAUCUGCCAAUGUUUGUGAACAUCUGUGUUACCGAGUUGUGGUUGUCGGAUGUGGCGGACAUCACCUCGGCGUCCACCAAUGCGUUGAAGGCCGUGCUACUGGACUGUGUGAAGCUAGCGAUUGAUUCCGAGGACUUUCCUAAAUACAAACCACAUGUGGAAUCCAUAUACAAGACCAUUGGCACAGGACUAGACAACCCGUUCAACCAUGCCAUCAAGCAUGUUAUCAUGACAUUAGCUGUAUGCUUUGAGAUUGGUACUGAAAAAGUAGCCUAUAUCCUUGGCCCACUACUCAAAAAGAUGAACGAUCGCCGCGAGAGCCACAAUUUCCACAACGAGAAAGAAGUAGAAUACGCCACCGGCUGUGCGAUCAAAUCCCUGGGUCCUGAAUUCGUCCUAAAAAAUAUACCACUGAGGGAUUCGCCGGAGAGCAUCAACCUCGACAGAAGUUGGCUAUUACCCGUCCUAAAAGAAAAGAUAGUCAAUUCCAAUAUAAAGUAUUUCGCGACGGAGAUACUAGAAAUGGCAACGUUCUGCCGAAAGAGGUCCAGGGAGCUGUCUCAAGCCAAGGACAUGCCCGGUUCGCACACGUACGAGCUACUCUGUAACCAGUUCUGGGCACUGUUGCCCAGUUUCUGUAACAACCCACAAGAUGUUAAGGAGAAUUUCAAGGCUGUAGCACGAGUGUUAGGUAACGUAUUAAAGGACAACCCGGAGUUCCGUCUGUCCAUAAUGCAAGCGCUACGCAAACUGAUCGCGUGUACGGCCGACAACGAGGCGGAUCGGGCGGAACUGGCCAGGUUUGCUAAGAACUACCUGCCUAUAUUGCUAAACAUAUAUAUGACACCGGCGAAGGGCAGCACCGCUGAAGGGCAGAGGCUGGCAGCAUUGGAAACUAUACAGGUAUAUCUAACAAUAAGUGACCAAGGACUCCGCGAGGAACUCUUCAAGAACGCUCUCCAGCAAUUAGAGUUAUCACAGGACAAUCAUUUCCAAAGGGAGUCCAUUCUGGACAUCAUCAGGCUGCUGGUACUGUACCAGGAUAGCGAUCAAAUAGCUGUACUGUUUGACAAAUGGGUGUACCCUCUUUGCGAGACGGUGCUAGAAGAUCCGAAGAAGUUUAAAAAAGCAAAGAAGGACAAGGACGCGAUGGAAGAAGAUGGCGGGGAAACAAAGAAGAAUGAGUUAAGGUACAAAGACAAGGCGAAGUUACUCGAAAUGGAGCACAAGAAAGCCUACAGGAUACUAGAGGAGAUCUUCAAGAGUGACAGAGACAACUGCAAGCAGUUCCUGACGGCCAACUAUAAGAAAGUAAAGAAAUUGUUGAUGACGUCACUGAACAAGGUCGCUGAUAGCAGUAAAGCGGCCAGAUUGAGAUGCAUAGAGCACUUAAUUAACGCGAUGCCAUCUGUAAACGCGGACAGCAAGCUACUGAAGAGCGCUGUAGCAGAGUCUGUGGUAUGCACGAAGGACAUCAAUUCCAAAUGCAGGCAGUGUGCCUUUAACGUUAUCAGUUGUGUUGGUAACAAGCUCAAGACGCAAGAAGGAGGUAUGCGCGGAUUCUUAUCACUGUUGCUAUCAGGACUGUCUGCCCCUCUUCCCCGCAUCGUCAGCGCCACCCUACGUUCGAUCGCGUCAGCACUCUUCAAUUUCUCCGAAGAUAUGGGCCUGGAGACUGUUCAGGAUCUACUGGAGAAAGUGGCUGAGCAAAUGCAAACUAACAACAGGGAGAUAGUGGCCGCUUCUUUGAGUUUCAUUAAGGUUUACACCAAAGUGAUACCAAGUGAAGUGCUAGCUGGCAGUCUGCCCAUUAUCUUCAAAGCCCUUUGUACAAUGUCUGACGAUUGCAAACGUCACUCCCGGCUGGAGAUAGGCUACUUCCUUACAAAGAUGGUGAGGAAGUAUGGCGCCGACACGAUAGAGAAGUUAGUGAAUGACGAGGUGAUGCUGCGAAGACUGAGGAAUAUAAGGAAGAUGGAGAAUAGAAGGAAGAGGAUCAAGGAUGGACAGAAGGAUCAAUCAAGUGACUCCGAAACGGACACACCAAUCAAGGGCACAUCGAAGACCCUAGAAGACAUACUCAAAGAUUCAGACUCGGAGAUGGAGUUCCUAGACGACGAGGACGAGAGGCCCAGACAGAAGGUUAAGAAGAACAAGGCCACUGCCAGGAACCAGGCGUGGAUCCAGGACGAUCCUGAAAAUAUUGUCGACUUGGCUGACGUGUCCUCGUCUAGGAAGAUAACGGCAACGGAUCCGAAUCAAAAGAAGAAAGCGGUAGAAGUAAAAGAGAAGAAGAAAGACGGCGGAUUCAGAACGGCACCCGACGGGCGGCUGAUCAUCACGGACGACGCGUUCGAUGGUGACGAUGAUAAUGACGAGCCGAGGCCGAGCGUUGACAUCGACAGUGACACUGAUGAUACGGACGAUGAAAACCAAGGAAAAUCAUCGAAACUGAUCAAGCCGGGCACCAAGCGUCGCUACGACGACAUACUCAGUAUCAAGAGCGGACGGUCCAACCGUAGUAAGGCUUCCACCGCCACGGUAACGUCCAAAUACAAGGCUGGCGGGAAAGGUAUACACAGGCCCAUUGGGUCAGCGGCAUCUGUAGCGUCAACCGUCGGCACAGAAUUUAGGUCUAAAAAGGCGAAAGGCGAUGUCAAGAAGAAGGGUAAACACGAUCCCUACGCGUACCUGCCACUGUCUAGGAAAAACUUGAACAGAAGAACGAGAGCAAUCACGUCGAAGCAAUUCAAGGGCAUCGUUAAAUCAAAAACAAAAGGCAGCAAAAUUAAAGCGAAAAAUAGAAAGUGAUUUUAUAUCAAGAUCUUGUAAUCGUUAUUGUGUAUAUUUACUUUUUGUUCGCAAUUAAGAUAAAUAUAAUGUGAUCUUUACGUUUUAAUAACAA
This is a messenger RNA of Galleria mellonella (greater wax moth), 4313 nucleotides long. Its product is annotated as RRP12-like protein. The transcript has 21 exons. The record is from RefSeq and is a predicted model, not a curated record. The coding region runs from base 98 to 4219 and encodes 1373 amino acids. Lineage: Eukaryota; Metazoa; Arthropoda; Insecta; Lepidoptera; Pyralidae.